Oncorhynchus kisutch (coho salmon) is the source of this 2389-nucleotide messenger RNA. RefSeq names its product coiled-coil domain containing 15 (gene ccdc15). Gene Ontology annotation, cellular component: centrosome. Lineage: Eukaryota; Metazoa; Chordata; Actinopteri; Salmoniformes; Salmonidae. The record is from RefSeq and is a predicted model, not a curated record. Bases 254 to 1858 code for a protein of 534 amino acids. The transcript is spliced from 10 exons.
UCGCACUAUUAUUACGUCUCCAACAACAAGAAGCGACUACUGUGGCAGUUGAGAAGCCAAACACACUUCAGUAUUUAAGAAAGGUUAUGUUCACAGAUACUAACAAAUAAUUUAUAGCCCUCCGGACAAUUCAUACUCAUGUCAACGCUGUUGUACAUCGUGAAACGUAUUAGGUUGGUUGAAGAAGUAGCUAGCUAACGUUAACUCAGAACUUAGCAAACGUUGCCUGGAUAGUUAGCAACUGGCUAGCAACAUGCCCCCUAUUAUUAAUCCUAAAGUAAAGGGCACAACCAAAGUUUCAAUUAGUGGGAUAACAGUACAUGCUCAAAGCAAACAUUGUCAUCGAAAUAAUGUAUUGGCCGAGAGGAAUCAGGCAGUUGCACCUGUGGGCGCCUGGGUGGAGAGUGGACAAGACUGCCAGGAUGAGCAUCCAAAUGUUCGUGCCCUGCUAACUGAGGAGCUACAGAUGGAGAUUCAACGGGAGAAAGAGGAGAGUCUUCGCCGGUUUCAGGAAGAAGUGCGCCGCCGCGUGGCACAACAGGCUCAAAUCCGCAAGAGGUGGCAGCUUCAGAAGUCAUGCGAGAUGGCAGAGCAGGAGGGGAGAGUGCUCCAGCAGUCCAGCGAUGCAGCGCAGAGAUUGACCCCCAGGAAGAAUCCGUGCCCCUACUCCCCAGAGAGAGAGCUAGCCAUCUGCAGCCCCAACUCCCGCUGGGUUCGAGCACAGGGAUAUGAUAGCAGCAACAGAGAAAACAGGACUGAUCAGCAAACGCAUCAGCUCAGCAAAGUCACGAGGCAGGUCAGACACAGACUGGCAGCCUGUCAGACGGUCCGUGACGGAGAAGUGAUGUCAGAGCUCCCUGGGGGAAUAUGGAAGGUGUAUCCUACCAGAGAUAAACCUGUAUAUCGGGUGACAAGAGAAGAAGAGGAUCAUGAAAAGGAGGAGGAAGAUAUUCCUUUGAUUGGGCAACAUGACUCCCCUCUUCAGAACUUUGAUCUUCACGAGGGUCACAGGAGCAAGACUGUCACCUUUGACAACAAUCCGGUCUGUCAGAAGCUCUUUAGUGAGCCUUAUCCUGCAGGUCAUAGUAAUGAUUUGAGUACUGACCAUAGAGCUACUCAAGUGCUGUGGCCCCAAGAAGACCAGGAGGAACUGAAGAGACAGGGUCAGUCUCAGUUUCUGAUGUACCGACGCCUAUUCAUGGACAUUGAGAGAGAACAAGUCAAGGAGCAUCAGAGACAUAGGAAGCACCUGAGGAGAAUCGGAAGGAUAAAAGCAGAAAAGGAACAGACUAGGUUGGAAGAGGAGAGGAGGCUGGAGAGACUGCGGCAGCUCGAGGAGGAUAGACUGGAAAUGGCUGAGAGGGAAUUUCUAAUUCUGGAGCGACUGAGGCUUGAGGAAGGGGAGAGGGCAGAGGUGUUAGAGAAGAAAGAGAGAGCAAAGAAAGAUAAAGAAGCCACAAGGUACAUCGAGGCUCUGAGAGCUCAGAUGAAGGAGAGGAUAGUUCUGGAGAAUACAGAGCUCCCCCCUCUCUGCUGCUGCGGGGACAGUUUCUGGGACUCCCAUCCUGACACCUGCGCAAAUAACUGUGUCUUCUACAACAACCCUAAAGGUACAAACGGUACCAAAAGGUCUCAACCACAAGCCAAUAGGCUACCUCCAAAAGAACAGUAUGCCUAUGUCCAGGCUCUGCGGUCUGCGCUGUUGAGCUGUGAUCUGAAGGACAGGAGCCACUCCACUCACCAGCGAGCCUCGGCUCGCCAGAUUGCCUCCAUGCACGCCCUUUCACCCAGGAAGGAAACCACAGCUCAUAGGAAGUUAGCCACCUCGCAAAGGAACAAAAAAAAAGAGGACAUUUGAAUUUCAGCCCUCUUUGUUUAAAAAAAAUCAAUAAUGACCUUUAAACGGUACCAUGAAAGGACAUGUCGUUUUGUCAUGCUAUUGAUUUUGAAUCAAACCUUGCCGUCUCUCACUCUCGAAUACUUAUCAGUUGUAUUUCCUUGAAACGUGAUGUCCUUUAUUUUGUAUGGUUUUAUUUUAAUUAUCUGUCUUUAGUUAUGUCAGAUGUGCACUUGGUUUUACGCUGUGCUUAAUUGCUGAAACAUGUCUGAUUUAAAACCUGACAUUUUAUCUUUUGAACCUCGGGAUGAUGCUUCAGUGGUGUUUGUUAGUCCUAUAAUGAAUUUUGGAUGCAGCAGUGGGCAUAAUCACUGGUAGUGUCCUAAUCCUUCCAAUGACAGUAUAUAUUAUUCCAUUCCUAUGGAAAAGUGGGGGAUGAAAAUGUCAGCUGGUUUCAUUUCCUAUAAAAUGGGGAAAGAGUGACUUGUCCUAGGCAACAGACCGAUGAUUCAAGAUUUGUUUUAUAUCAAUGUAUUAUUAAUGUCUUACUCA